Messenger RNA from Esox lucius (northern pike), 3950 nucleotides. RefSeq names its product RNA-binding motif, single-stranded-interacting protein 3. Gene Ontology annotation, cellular component: ribonucleoprotein complex; nucleus; cytosol. NCBI's taxonomy places the organism in Eukaryota, Metazoa, Chordata, Actinopteri, Esociformes, Esocidae. Gene Ontology annotation, molecular function: poly(A) binding; mRNA 3'-UTR binding; poly(U) RNA binding. The transcript has 12 exons. Bases 1478 to 3025 code for a protein of 515 amino acids. The record is from RefSeq and is a predicted model, not a curated record.
CAUAGGUAAUAUACAGGGUAAUAUAAACCUAUCGUUAUUUCAUAGUUUUAAGUAUGGAGUGAUAUUUAAAGUCACUGAUUUGUUCACAACUCAAAUCUGGCCAGAUGGACAUAAUGUAAAGAACCGGGCGGCAGGUCUUCUGGCAUCCAGUAGGGGGAAUCGACUCCUCAUGCGAGUUGCUACCUUCCUGCCUCUCUGCCUGCUGUCCCCGUCUCCCAUCCACCCGCUCUUCUCUCUGGCUGUGAAAAUACUGCAGCCUCCUGGCUUGUGUCUGGAUCUCUCCCUCACACGAAGGCAACACAAGUCCCUCCUAUCGGCUGUGGAAGGAGGAGGCAGUCUGCUCACAGUACAGGACGAGCCCCCUUUACUCCCCUGUCACAGCUUGGAGGAGAAGAAAGAGAGCGAGAGGCUGCUGGGAGGAGUGACCGAGAGCAAGGCAGACGAAGAAAUAAGGAACACAUUUCAGAAGAGCAGGAAAAGGGAGGAUCGCAGACGGGAGACUCUAGGCUUUUCUGUCUGUUUGGCACCUGGGACACUGUCGUUGUGCUUCUCUUUACAAAUUUUUCCCCCCUACCUCUCUUUUUUUUCCCUUCUCAGUACCGUAGCAAUCAGGGUGCUAGGAUUGUUUUUGUGUUGUCCACUCUGCACCGGCUGAAACGGUACACACCGAGAUUGCUUCGGUCCGCCCCUGCUCUGCCGGACUCUCACGUUCCAAUUCUGCCUCUUCCAAAAGUGCAUCUGUCAGCGCACCACUGAGGAUAUCUCCUGUGUCCGAUAGCACAACAUAGAGCUGCUGGGAUAUCUGACUACAGACGAGAGAGAGAAACAACGACAAAACAGAGGGAGAGAGAGAGCAGCCACAGAUAGAGAGAGGCACAUACAGAGAGUGUGCGAGAGAUUGAAGCUGAGAAGCGAGGUUGGCUAAAUCGAGACAGCUUCAAUAGAGAAGUGAUCUAUCUGUACCCCCCAACCUUUUUUCCUAUCUCUCUUCCUCUCGUAUACUCUCCUGUUCCGGCAAUUUGUUUGUAGGACUGCCACCUGCUCCUUCUCGUCUUCCUCCUCAUCCUCCUCAUCCAUCUCUCCUUCAGCCCUUACCCGUGUAAUAUCCAACACCAGCCACCGAGGAACCGAAAGGAUACACAGCAUUGACCUUUUUUAACACUCGUGGGGAAUAUUUUCAGAGAGGACUUACCGUGCUCCGCUCUGGGAGACUGAACCUAGAAAGGCAUCAUUGGACAGGAGCUUCCCGCACAGAGGCCACCCCUCUCACAGCCACUCUCCUCCAAACGGACCCUUGACUUGCUCUCUGGAGAACCAGCAGUGACACAAUCCACCGGCGUGGACGGGGGAAAACCAAAGGAACGUACGGCCAGAGAGAGCCAAGCUCCCCCCCUCCCGCCCCCACCGGUACCACCGUCACUCGUCUGCCCGCCUCCGCGCAACCAUUCCCUGCCACGGCGCUAAGGAUUCCAGCUACAUGGGAAAGCGAUUGGAACAGCAACCAAUGUACCCCCAGUACACAUACUACUAUCCCCACUAUCUCCAGACCAAGCAGCCCUAUGCUCCACCCCCCCACCCCAUGGCUCCGCCCAGCCCCAGCACAAACAGCUGCAGUCACAGCGGAGCGGAGCAACUGAGUAAAACCAACCUGUACAUCCGAGGCUUGCCCCCCGGGACCACGGACCAGGAUCUCAUCAAGCUCUGCCAACCAUAUGGAAAAAUAGUGUCCACCAAGGCAAUCCUGGACAAGAACACCAACCAGUGCAAAGGGUAUGGCUUUGUGGACUUCGACAGCCCAGCCGCAGCACAGAAGGCAGUGUCCUCUCUCAAAGCCACCGGAGUGCAGGCUCAAAUGGCCAAGCAACAGGAGCAGGACCCUACUAACCUGUACAUCUCCAACCUGCCUGUGUCCAUGGAUGAGCAGGAACUGGAGAACAUGCUGAAGCCCUUUGGCCACGUCAUCUCCACACGGAUACUGAGGGACGCCAACGGGGUCAGCAGAGGUGUCGGCUUUGCCAGGAUGGAGUCCACUGAGAAAUGUGAAGUGGUGAUACAGCAUUUCAAUGGGAAAUACCUGAAAACCCUACCAGGCAUUCCAGCGCCCAACGAGCCUUUGCUGUGCAAAUUCGCCGAUGGCGGGCAGAAGAAACGCCAGAGCCAGAGCAAGUACCCGCAGAACGGGCGGCCGUGGCACAGGGAAGGCGAGACUGGAAUGGCGUUAACAUAUGAUCCAGCUGCUAUGCAGAACGGGUUCUACUCUUCGCCUUAUAGUAUCGCCACCAACCGCAUGAUCGCGCAGACGUCCAUCACGCCCUUCAUCGCUGCUUCUCCUGUCUCCACAUAUCAGGUCCAGAGUACAUCAUGGAUGCCUCAUCAACAAUAUGUUAUGCAACCCACAGGUGCAGUGAUCACGCCAGCCAUGGACCACACUAUGUCCAUGCAGCCAGCCAGCAUGAUGGGCCCGCUCUCCCAGCAGAUGAACCAUCUGUCCCUGGGCACAACAGGAAGUUACAUGACCGCUGCGGCUGCCGGGGCGCCUAUGCAAGGGACCUACAUUCCUCAGUACACUCCUGUGCCUCAAACAGCAGUCCCUGUCGAAGUAAGUCACCCACGCGCCCACCUACACACUAAUGGGUUCCCCCACACUCACGCUGCUAUAAAGAGUUUGCCUCCACGACUUUCACCCGCACACACAAACACUGACACCGCAAAACAAAAAAAAAGAAGACAAAAAAGAAAACGCCGGGCUCUCGGCACACGUCUUCGCCCCGCCGCUGUUGAGCCUGCCGAGCGUGCAGGUCGGAGCGGGAGGGGGCCCGCCCUGAGGAAUGAUGAGUGUGGUAGCGUGCUGUCUGGAGGGCUGACAGCGCCGGCCCAUUCAGAUGGACUAUCAGUCCCGUAUCAGAUGACAGGCGCUGAAGUGAGACACACCGCCAGCGGUGCUGUCCCUCUCCCGGACCCGUGCAGUUCAACACGCGCAUCCCUCAGCCCCAGGCCUCUGGUUAGUGAGCGGCCGCCCCGCUGACAAGGCUCCCAACGGCGCCAUCCGUCUCCCCCCAGCUCCGCAGCGGAAAAAUGGUUGACGGCCACCCUUCGCGAAGCCAACGUCUAGGGAGAGACGGGCUCAGAUUCGGAAAACAGAGUGUUAGCCCAGGGCUUCUCCUGUCGUUUCUCUCGUCUAGUCCAACCUCACUGCCACCCGUCAACUGGGGAGGAUAUAUUUAGGUAACCUCCUUGCGAUGUUGGGAUGAGAUGAAACUGCAAUGCCGACGAUCUGUGAGGUUAGGGCCCAAAUCCCAAAAAUGUCCUAAAAACCCAACUGGGGGAUUCCAGAUGCCCUGCUAACGAAGCUUAGCCAAGGUAAGAGCUUGUCAGUUCACUGUUAGCUUGACAUGGAUGGAGCCGUCCAUGAGGUGCAUUUUGGAUUUCAAUACGUGUGCUGUCAAUUGCGGAGGUCUCGAGUGCAAGCCAGGUAUUGCCCGUAUUGGGGUUGGCACUCGCUAAGCAAACGCAUUUCCACCCAAUGUUUUCAGAAUAACAGGGAAAGUUUAAAGGGAAUUGAAACCCUUAGAAUUGAAAAAAAUACUUAUCCUCUUAUCCUGUCAUAUGGCCUUGUGACUCUAAAACUAGUUAUUGAAAGGCUACAAUUACUCAAAUCAUUGAUAUAAAAUACUAUACAAAUAUGAAGGUUUAGAUAGAUUGGAAUAGCUCGGUAUAACUGCAGAAACAUACAGCACGAUAAAUGUGAUUACAUUUACAGUUACAUUGGCCAUGUUCCAGAAGCUUAAAGCCACAGUGUUCAAUGGGUAAACUGACUGAGGAAUCUACAAAUAAAAACAACAUAACGACGUUAAUGUAAUUCGCCAUACAAGGUCAUUUGCAGAUAACUCGGCCAUUGAGCACACGGAAGAUGAUGUCACUUCCAGUUGCCUCACACCCACUUCCUGUCU